GAGCUUUACAUAGCUGUUGGUAUCAGCGGCGCCAUCCAGCACGUUGCUGGAAUGAAGGACAGCAAAAUUAUUGUGGCUAUAAAUAAGGAUGGCGAUGCGCCGAUUUUCGAGAUUGCAGAUAUUGGGCUGAAAGCAGACUUGCACAAGGCAAUCCCUGAAUUAAUCAAGGCUUUGUCGUGA
This is a messenger RNA of Gongylonema pulchrum, 180 nucleotides long. Lineage: Eukaryota; Metazoa; Nematoda; Chromadorea; Rhabditida; Gongylonematidae. The record is from the annotation of a GenBank genome assembly.